CCCGUCGCCGCCAUCGUCGUGACUCUCCCGUCGUCUUCCCGUCCCGGGGCCCGGACAUGUUGGUGUUCAAGGAUGUGCCAUGGCGGCGGCUGAAGGGAGUUUCCUUUGGGAUGUACUCGGCCGAGGAAAUCAGGAAACUGAGCGUGAAAUCCAUCACCAACCCCCGCUACCUGGACGGCGUGGGGAACCCGGCGCCGAACGGGCUGUACGACCUGUCCCUGGGGCCGGCCGACAACAAGGAGGUGUGCUCCACCUGCACGCAGGACUUCCAGAACUGCCCCGGACACCUGGGCCACAUCGACCUGCCCCUCACCGUCUACAACCCCCUCUUCUUCGAGAAACUCUUCCUCCUGAUCCGCGGCUCCUGCUUGAACUGCCACCUGCUGACGUGCCCUCGCCCCGUGAUCCACCUCCUGCUCUGCCAGCUGCGGGUCCUGGAAGUGGGGGCCCUCCAGGGGGUCUACGAGCUGGAGGCCACCCUCAGCCGGUUUUUAGAAGAAAAUCCUAAUGCCUCCGCCACCGAGAUUCAGGAUGAAUUGGAGCAGUACACGAGGGAACUACUGGACAACAACCCGCUGGGAUCCCAGGGCUCUCAAGUGAAAAACGUGUGCGAGAGCAAGAGAACGCUGAUCGCCCAUUUCUGGAAGUCGAGCAUGACCUCCAAGCGAUGCCCUCACUGCAAGACUGGGCGGUCGCUGGUGCGAAAAGAGCACAACAGCAAGCUGACGGUCACCUACCCGGGAGUGGCCCGCAGGAAGUCCAAGAAAUCCGCGAAGGACUCAGAAAAGGACCAGGAGAAGACCCAACCGUCCUCAGCUAUCGAUGACGCUCAGUUGGGAAGACGAGGCUACCUGACUCCCGACACAGCCCGAGACCACAUCGUGGCCCUGUGGGAGAACGAAGGUUUCUUUCUGAAUCACCUCUUCUCAAGAAUUGAAAUCACGGAGAACGUGGAGGCGGGCUUCAACCCGGAAAUGUUCUUCUUAGACCUCGUGGUGGUCCCGCCGUCCAGGUACCGCCCCGUCAAUCGCCUAGGGGACCAGAUGUUUACCAACGGUCAGACGGUCAACCUGCAGGCCGUCAUGAAGGACGUGGAGCUGAUCCAGAAGCUUCUGGCUCUGAUGGCCCGAGAAAAGAAGCUGUGUCGGGAGACGGCGGAGACGGCCGCCGAAAAGGAGUCGGAGGAGCCCGAGGAGUCCUCGGUCCCAAUGGAUCGGUCGUUCCUGGGGUUGAUCCCGGGACAGUCGCACACGGACAAACUCUACAACAUUUGGAUCCGCCUGCAGAGCCACGUGAACAUCGUAUUUGACAGUGAAAUGGACAAGCUAAUGACGGACAAGUAUCCCGGCGUCCGGCAGAUCCUGGAGAAGAAAGACGGCCUGUUCCGGAAGCACAUGAUGGGGAAGCGCGUGGACUACGCCGCCCGCUCGGUCAUCUGCCCGGACAUGUACAUCGGCACCAACGAGAUCGGGAUACCCCUGGUGUUUGCCACCAAGCUGACCUACCCGCAGCCGGUCACGCCGUGGAAUGUCCAGGAGCUGAGGCAGGCGGUCAUCAACGGCCCCAACACCCACCCCGGGGCCUCCAUGGUCAUCAACGAGGACGGGACCCGGACGGCCCUGAGCUCCGGCAGCCCGUCCCAGCGGGAGGCCGUGGCCAAGCAGCUCCUCACCCCCGCCACCGGUCGCCCCAAGCCCCAGGGCAUGAAAGUGGUUUACCGCCACGUGAAGAACGGGGACGUGCUGCUGCUGAACCGCCAGCCCACCCUGCACAGACCGUCCAUCCAAGCCCACCGAGCCCGGGUCCUGCCCGGAGAGAAAGUGCUCAGGCUGCACUACGCCAACUGCAAAGCCUACAACGCCGACUUCGACGGCGACGAGAUGAACGCCCACCUCCCCCAGAGCGAGCUGGGCCGCGCCGAAGCCAACGUCCUGGCCUGCACGGACGAGCAGUACCUCGUCCCUAAGGAUGGCCAACCACUAGCGGGGUUGAUCCAGGACCACAUGGUAGCCGGAGCAGGCAUGACCACGCGAGGCUGCUUCUUCACCAGGGAGCAGUAUAUGGAGCUGGUGUACCGGGGGCUGACCGACAAGGUGGGACGCGUGAAGACCUUCCCUCCCGCUAUCCUGAAGCCGUAUCCCCUGUGGACCGGGAAGCAGAUCGUCUCUACGCUGCUGAUCAACGUGAUCCCCGAAAAUCACCUCGCGCUGAAUUUGUCGGGGAAGGCGAAGAUCAACGGGAAGGCCUGGGUGAAGGAAAGUCCCCGAGCCACUCCUGGCUUCGACCCCGAGACCAUGUGCGAGUCCCAGGUGAUCAUCCGAGAAGGGGAGCUGCUCUGCGGGGUGCUGGACAAAGCUCACUACGGCAGCUCGGCCUACGGCCUGGUUCACUGCUGCUACGAAGUGUACGGGGGCGAGACCAGCGGCAAAGUGCUCACCUGCCUGGCUCGCCUCUUCACCGCCUACUUACAGCUCUACAAGGGUUUCACGAUGGGCGUGGAAGACAUUCUGGUCAGACCCCAAGCCGACAUCAGGAGACGCACCGUCAUUGAAGAGUCCACCCUCUGUGGCCACAGGGCGGUCAGAGCGGCGUUUAACCUGCCAGAAACAGCAUCGCAGGAGGAGGUCCAGGGGCGCUGGCAAGACGCCCAUCUCUCCCAAGAUCAGAAGGAUUUCAACAUGGUAGAUCUGAAGUUCAAGGAAGAAGUGAACCAUUACAGCAAUGAGAUCAAUAAGGCCUGCAUGCCGUUUGGCCUUCACCGGCAGUUCCCGGAAAACAACCUGCAGAUGAUGGUGCAGUCGGGAGCCAAGGGAUCGACCGUGAACACGAUGCAGAUCUCCUGUCUGCUGGGUCAGAUUGAAUUGGAAGGCCGAAGACCUCCACUGAUGCCCUCUGGAAAGUCGCUGCCGUGUUUCCAGCCCUAUGAAGUGACCCCCCUAUCCGGGGGCUUCGUCACCGGCAGAUUUCUCACCGGCAUCAAACCACCAGAGUUCUUCUUUCACUGCAUGGCCGGGAGGGAAGGUUUGGUAGAUACAGCUGUCAAAACCAGCCGAUCGGGAUACCUCCAGAGGUGUAUCAUCAAGCAUCUGGAAGGACUGGUGGUCCAAUACGACCUAACGGUGCGAGACAGCGACGGCAGCGUGAUUCAGUUUCUGUACGGGGAAGACGGGUUGGACAUCCCCAAGACACAGUUCCUGCAGUCCAAACAGUUCCCUUUCCUUGCCGACAACUACGAGGUGAUCAAGAGGUCAAAGCACCUGGAUGAAGUUUUAUCCAGAAUGGAUCCGCAGCAGGGUCAGCAGCACUUCCGAGCCCUCCGGAGGUGGCAGAGAAAGCACGUGGCCUCCCCGCCGAGGGAAGGGGCCUUCUUGAACUUUUCGCAGAAAAUCCAGGCUGCCGUCCGGGCGCUGAACCUCUCGGGAGGCAAUAAAAACGGGCGCGAUCCCACGGCCCAAGAGAUGUUGAAGAUGUGGUACGAGUUGGACGAGAAGAGCCGAAAGAAAUACCAGAAGCGGGUCGUCCCUUGCCCCGAUCCCAGUCUGGCCGUCUGGCGUCCAGACAUCUACUUCGCCUCCGUGUCCGAGACGUUCGAAAGCAAGGUCGACGCCUACGUGACGGAGUGGGCCGCCCAGGCUGAGAACAGUUGCGUGAAAACCGAACUCUCUCCCGAAAGCUUGAGGACCCUGCUGCAUCUGAAGUGGCAACGUGCUCUGUGUGACCCCGGAGAGGCGGUGGGCCUGCUAGCCGGCCAGAGCAUCGGGGAACCCUCCACCCAGAUGACCCUCAACACCUUCCACUUCGCCGGCAGAGGAGAGAUGAACGUCACCUUGGGGAUCCCCAGGUUGAGGGAAAUCCUCAUGGUGGCCAGCGCCAACAUCAAAACUCCCAUGAUGAGCGUUCCAGUGCUCAACACCAAGAAGGCUCUCAAGAGGGUGAAGAAGCUGAAGAAGCAGCUGACCCGCGUGUGCUUAGGGGAGGUGGUGCAGAAAAUCAACGUCCAGGAAUCGUUCUGCACGGAAGGAAAGGCGAACAAGUUCCACCUCUUCCAGAUCCGGUUUAACUUCCUGCCGCCCGAGUACUACCAGCAAGAGAAAUGUCUGAAGCCGGAGGACAUUUUAUAUUUCAUGGAGAACAGGUUCUUCAAACUUCUGAUGGAGACCAUCAAGAGGAAGAGCAGUAAACUGACUGCUUUCAACCUGGUGAACUCGCGCAGAGCAAACCAGCGGGAUCUGGAUACCGAUGAGGAUGCUCCCGCCAGUCAGCUGCAGGAAAAUUUUGAGGACGACAAGGAAGUGGAAGGGCCGAUCGUUGACGGCGAGGCGGAAGAAGGAGAUGCCGACGCCACUGACAAGAAGCACAGAGAAAAGCAAGAGGAAGAGGUGGACUACGAGAGCGAAGAGGAAGAGCACGAGGAGAACGACGAGAACGAGGACGAACAAGAGGACGAGGAGGGCGACGGCGAGGAGCGGCAGGAGGACGAGGAGGCCGGUCUGCUUCCGGAGGGAGAUGGCCAAGCGCCUUCCUCCCUCAGACACGUCGGGAGAAGAAAGUCCGGAAGCCAGGCAGAUGGAAUGGCCGAGCUGAGGAUUCAGGCCGUGAGGAACGUCCAUCCAAACAUACAGGACUACGCCUACGACCCAGUGGAAGGUCUGUGGUGUGAGGUAUCCCUGAAGCUGCCCCUGAUGAAGGUGCACUUCGACCUGUGCUCCCUGGUGGUCUCCCUGGCCCAGCACGUGGUGGUCUACGAGACCAAGGGAAUCACCCGCUGCCUCCUGAACGACGCCACCAAGAAGAACGGGGAGAAGGAGCUCGUUUUAAAUACCGAGGGGAUCAACCUUCCGGAGCUCUUCAAAUACGCCAGCGCCCUGGAUCUGCAGCGUCUCUAUUCCAACGACAUCCACGCCAUGGCCAAUACGUACGGCAUCGAGGCGGCCCUGCGGGUGAUCGAGAAGGAAAUCAAAGACGUGUUUGCCGUGUACGGAAUCAAGGUUGAUCCUCGCCACCUUUCCCUGGUGGCAGAUUACAUGUGCUUCGAAGGCGUCUACAAACCACUGAACCGCUACGGGAUCCAGUCCAACUCGUCCCCCCUGCAGCAGAUGACGUUCGAAACCAGCUUCAAGUUCCUGAAGCAAGCCACCAUGAUGGGUGCGCAGGACGAGCUGAGAUCGCCUUCGGCGUGCCUGGUGGUUGGGAAGGUGGUCAAGGGCGGAACUGGCCUGUUCGACCUCAAGCAGCCCCUGAGAUAACGGCCGGCCGAGGCGACCGACAGCCGGAGGCCGCACUGGGGAGACGCCAACUAGACUCGGGGGCCUCGCCACGCGGCCUCCUGGCCCGGAGAGGAGGGUCCCGGGGCGGCGGGCCAGAAAUCGGACCUCGGCACCACCGUUGACUCUCCGGACGGCCUUGGGCGUUCUCCGCCUCGGUGUCCCCUUGCGAAAAUGGGGGGCGUGAUCCCUGCCCCUUCCCCGCUUCAGGGGGAGGUGGGAUCACCUGCAGAGUGCUUUUGAUCCCCUCAGCGAAGUUGUAAUUUAUGUAUUACUAAAACCGGGUUUUUUUUUUCCCCUUCAUCUCC
Messenger RNA from Tachyglossus aculeatus (Australian echidna), 5572 nucleotides. RefSeq names its product RNA polymerase I subunit A (gene POLR1A). Gene Ontology annotation, molecular function: DNA-directed RNA polymerase activity; DNA binding. Gene Ontology annotation, biological process: DNA-templated transcription. The transcript is spliced from 34 exons. Gene Ontology annotation, cellular component: RNA polymerase I complex. NCBI's taxonomy places the organism in Eukaryota, Metazoa, Chordata, Mammalia, Monotremata, Tachyglossidae. The coding region runs from base 57 to 5246 and encodes 1729 amino acids. The record is from RefSeq and is a predicted model, not a curated record.